AUACAGAAACAGGCUGUCUUUACUUACUGUGCUCAGCUACAUUUUGUUCAGGGAAAAACCAAAAUUACAUUUGAAAAAGAAAUGAUUCUGUGUUUGAUGUUGAGACAGUUUAACAAAAACGCAAACCUCGAAUAGCUUUGGACCCUAACCUUGAGGUGUGUGAUGAGAAAUGGCUUUGGGAGACAAUACACAACGAAGUUACUCUAUCAUCCCAUGUUUCAUCUUUGUUGAGCUUAUUAUUAUGGCUGGGACGGUCUUGCUCGCCUACUACUUCGAGUGCACGGACACUUUCCAGGUGCAUAUUCAAGGCUUCUUCUGCCAAGACAGCAAUUUGAUGAAACCGUAUCCAGGGGCAGAGGAUGAAAGCUUCAUUUCCCCUCUUAUCCUCUACUGUGUACUGGCUGCAACCCCAACAGCAAUCAUUUUUAUUGGAGAGAUAUCUAUGUAUUUUAUCAAGUCCACCAGAGAAAGCUUAAUUAUCCAGGAGAAAACCAUUUUGACGGGGGAAUGCUGUUACCUGAAUCCACUACUUCGGAGAAUCAUCCGAUUUAUAGGAGUAUUUGCAUUUGGUCUUUUUGCUACCAACAUAUUUGUAAAUGCUGGCCAGGUAGUGACGGGCAACUUGGCACCCUAUUUCUUGACUGUGUGUAAACCCAACUAUACUGGGAGUGACUGCCGAGCGCAUCACCAGUUUGUUAACAAUGGGAAUAUCUGCACUGGCGACCAAGAUGUGAUUGAGAAGGCAAGAAGAUCUUUUCCAUCCAAACAUGCUGCUUUAAGCAUAUAUUCAGCCUUGUAUGCUACAAUGUACAUCACUAGCACAAUCAAGACCAAGAGCAGUCGGCUUGCCAAGCCAGUGUUGUGUCUGGGGACACUUUGUGCUGCCUUCCUUACAGGGCUCAACCGAGUUUCUGAGUAUCGAAACCACUGUUCAGAUGUCAUUGCAGGCUUCAUCUUGGGAAGCACAGUAGCACUCUUCCUGGGCAUCUGUGUAGUUCAUAAUUUCAAAGGAGCACAUGGGACACCUUCAAAAUCAAAACUGGAUGAACAGCGAGGCGUGCCCUUGAUGGCAUUUCCACGAGUGGAAAGUCCUUUGGAGACGUUGAGUGCCAGGUACCAUAUAACCUUCUGUUUGUCCUUUUCUCAUUUUGAUUAA
Messenger RNA from Thamnophis elegans (Western terrestrial garter snake), 1156 nucleotides. Its product is annotated as phospholipid phosphatase-related protein type 1. The transcript has 7 exons. Gene Ontology annotation, biological process: phospholipid dephosphorylation; phospholipid metabolic process; signal transduction. Bases 170 to 1156 code for a protein of 328 amino acids. Gene Ontology annotation, molecular function: phosphatidate phosphatase activity. The record is from RefSeq and is a predicted model, not a curated record. Lineage: Eukaryota; Metazoa; Chordata; Lepidosauria; Squamata; Natricidae.